This is a messenger RNA of Chlorella variabilis, 417 nucleotides long. RefSeq lists its product as hypothetical. Bases 1 to 417 code for a protein of 138 amino acids. Gene Ontology annotation, molecular function: structural constituent of ribosome. Gene Ontology annotation, cellular component: ribosome. The transcript has 3 exons. Lineage: Eukaryota; Viridiplantae; Chlorophyta; Trebouxiophyceae; Chlorellales; Chlorellaceae. Gene Ontology annotation, biological process: translation. The record is from RefSeq and is a predicted model, not a curated record.
AUGCAGGCGCUGGCGUUCAGCAGCAGCUCCCUGGUGGGCAGCCGCGCGCUUGUGAAGCAGGCUAGCAAUGGCACCGCGCAAAAACUCGCGAUGAAGAGCCGCAGCACCUACCAGGUGCAAGUGGUGGUGGGCGACGAUGAGCCGCAGGACAAUGCUCUGAAGCGGUUCAGGCGGGAGGUCAUGAGCGCAGGCAAGCACCGCACUCACCGAUCUUUUUGCGUGAUUCCCGAGGUGCGGCGCCGGCGGUACUUCGAGAACUCUGUGGACGCCAAGAAGCGGAAGCACAAGGAGUCGCGCAUGGCGAUGAAGCGGCAGCAGGCGGUUCGCAACUUCAGCCAGGUGUCAGGCCAGGAGCCGGCGCCGUUCAGCGACAUGUUUGGUGCCAGCGACGACCUUGACCUCGCGCUGCAUCUUUAG